Molecule: messenger RNA, 3345 nt
Organism: Acanthochromis polyacanthus (spiny chromis)
Lineage: Eukaryota; Metazoa; Chordata; Actinopteri; Pomacentridae
Gene: actr3b
Product: actin related protein 3B
Exons: 12
Coding region: 166-1422 (418 amino acids)
Cellular component (GO): actin cortical patch
Molecular function (GO): actin filament binding
Source: RefSeq, a predicted model, not a curated record
CGGUUACCGGGGCCGUGUCACGUGUGUUUCUAUUUUCUCCGCCGUUCCCUCCGCCCCGGAAGCGCUCCGCCGAACAGACGCAGAUCACGUUUCUCUCCAUCACACGUCACACUCCGCUCACCGAGCACCCAGAGCUCCGCGGGCCGGACCGAGCCGGACCAAGACAUGUCCCUGCAGCUGCCCCCGUGCGUGAUAGACUGUGGGACCGGGUACACAAAGAUCGGAUAUGCAGGGAACACGGAACCACAGUUCAUCAUGCCAUCCUGUAUCUCCAUCAAGGAGUCGGCUGGUGUGGGGGAGCAGGCCCAGAGGAGGCUCGUACGAGGAGUCGAUGACCUGGACUUCUACAUCGGAGACGAAGCCGUAGACAAACCCAACUAUGCAACCAAGUGGCCCAUCCGUCAUGGGAUGGUGGAGGACUGGGACCUGAUGGAGAAGUUUAUGGAGCAGGUUAUCUUCAAAUACCUGCGAGCUGAGCCUGAAGACCACAGCUUCCUCAUGACGGAGCCUCCUCUCAACACUCCUGAGAACAGAGAAUACCUGGCUGAGAUCAUGUUUGAGACCUUCAACAUACCUGGACUCUACAUUGCAGUACAGGCGGUCCUGGCUUUGGCGGCCUCUUGGACGUCCCGUCAGGUGGGACAGAGGACUCUAACCGGCAUCGUGAUUGACAGCGGGGAUGGAGUGACCCACGCCAUCCCAGUGGCCGAGGGCUACGUGAUUGGCAGCUGCAUAAAACACAUCCCCAUCGCAGGGCGGGACAUCACCUUCUUCAUCCAACAGCUGCUCAGAGACAGAGAGGUGGGGAUUCCUCCGGAGCAGUCGCUGGAGACCGCCAAGAUCGUCAAGGAGCGGUACUGCUACAUCUGUCCAGACAUCGUCAAGGAGUUCUCCAAGUACGACUGUGAUCCUGGGAAAUGGAUCAAACAGUACCGAGGAGUGAACAGCAUCAGCCGGACCUCCUUCCACAUCGAUGUGGGCUACGAACGCUUCCUGGGCCCUGAGAUCUUCUUCCACCCCGAGUUUGCUAACCCGGACUUCAUGCAGCCCAUCUCUGACGUCGUUGAUGAGGUCAUUCAGAGCUGUCCAAUCGAUGUGAGGAGGCCGCUCUACAAGAACAUCGUGCUGUCCGGAGGCUCCACCAUGUUCAGAGACUUUGGACGGCGGCUGCAGAGAGACCUGAAAAGGGUGGUGGACGCCCGGCUGAGGCUGAGCGAAGAGCUGAGUGGAGGACGGAUAAAGCCGAAGCCCAUGGAGGUGCAGGUGGUCACACAUCACAUGCAGCGUUACGCUGUCUGGUUUGGAGGCUCCAUGUUGGCGUCCACGCCGGAGUUUUCCCAGGUGUGCCACUCGAAGAAGGACUACGAUGAAAUUGGCCCGAGUAUCUGCCGACACAACCCCGUGUUCGGCAUCAUGUCCUGAUGGCAGGACGCUAGCCUGUUAGCCUGCUAGCCUUUAGCCUGCUAGCCUGUUAGCUGCAGGCCCGUUUACCUGCUGUCUGCUAGCCACCAGCCACUUAGCCAUUAGCCUGUUAGCUCUUUGCCCUAUUCAGUUUUUACCCUUUUAGGCGACCAGCCUGUUAGAAUGAAGCACACAGAGGGAAAGUGAAGCAGACGGGGGGGAAAGUGAAGCUCAGCGUUUGCUUUGGUUCCUGUUUAGUACGUUUCCAGAAGCAGCGUUUAGAGGAAUCGGCGUCUGUCAGGAAGUCAAAGAGCUGUUGGAGGGUUUCUGACUGCUGUGGAUGAAACAGGCUUAGAGGAAUGUUGCUGAUGAAGACUGAACCUGAAGACCAGAGUUCUGCUCCAUGGAACCACUCCAGCAGAUCCAGGAGUUCUUUCCGUCGUCCGGCUUCACGGAACCAAACAUGAGCCACAGAUGGCACCAGAGUGACAUGUUUUCCACCAGAGAGAGCAGCUGAUGAGCAGCUCCAGGUGGUCGGUGGUUUGGUGGAGCUGGGUGAAGAUCAGAGGUCUUGAUUGCUGCAGAGGUUCUUCAGACAUCCACAGUUUCAGCUAAUCCAGAUUGAAGCCAAGGAAUCAUCCUCCUCCUCACACACUGCCUGUCAGUUCCUCCGCAUGCGUUCAUGUUCAGGAGUUUUCUGUGUCACUCCCUGUAAAACACGUAAACUGAGUCGCACACAUGAAACACGUAUGUUCAGGUUCAGUGUUAACGGGACUCCCGGCAGCGUCAACUGAUCCUAACAGGAGCAACCGCCUCCAUUCGUCUUCAUGUUUCUGCACCAUGAACAUCAGAUCUUCUGGUCUCAGCAGGAUGCAGGGAUCCUCAGAGAUGUUUGAGGUGGUGUUUCCUCCUGAUGGUGGACCUGCUGCCCUCAGACUGUUUAUAUUUGUAAAGACACAUCACCUCUACUCAGACGUUCUCUAGAGAACCACAUAGAUCUGUUUCCUGUAUAUAUCUCUGCUGUACAUCCUGAGAGGACGGUCGGGUCCAAACACCAGCAGCACGGUCAGCUGGUUCCUCUACAGUUCCAGAACCAUUUAAUCCUCUGAACCCAGAACCUGCCGGCGGGUCUGACAGACGUGUUCUUCUAAAAACCACCAGAACGACGUCAUCCAGCAUUUAUCAGGGCAGUUAGCCAAAUCUGAGCUAAAAAUCACCUUAAAUUUAAAACUGAUCCUAAAACAAACCGUUUCUAACCAGGUCCAGGAGAACCAGAACCUUCCUGCUCCUGGUUCUGGUUCUCCAGGACCGACUCAGCAUCCAGAGAGUUUCAGGUUGAACUGCAGGCAGUGUUUCCUCAGAGAGACUGAAAUAAAUGCAGCAGAAACAGAGAAGAGAGGAUCUAGUAGAUGGAGAUCCAUCCAGCUGGAGGAACAUCUUCUCCAGCUGAUGAGCAGAGAGGAAACAUGGAGAUAGAAAACAUCUACAGGAUGAGGAGACGACAUGAGACACAAUGAGAAUCUAAAUGAUGUAAAUGAAACUGAAAAUGAUAUAAAUGAGAUUAAAGUCAAUAAGAGAAUGACAGGAGACAAAAACAAUUACGAAAAGACGCAACAAAACAAAGAAAUAAGAGACUAAUGACUACAGUGAAACUGGAAAUGACCAAUCAGAAUCUACAAAAAUGAGACAAAGUGACAGGAGAGAAAACUGGUUUAAACAAUAAAAUAUGAGACAGGCGACACACUGUGUUUCAGUCCAGGAAUUGGUCCUUGUAUCUACAGCACCUGGAGCCUCCGUCUUGUUUCCGCACUUGCUGGAGGUGCGUUUGAUUUCCUCACCUGCGGCUGGUGGUACUGCGCUGCUGUUUGGACCCGACAGGCAGCAAGUCCAGUCUGAUGAUGUUGGUUUGAUGCUGAUAAAUAAAUCUGAUGUGUUCAGAACUGA